Molecule: messenger RNA, 1432 nt
Organism: Filobasidium floriforme
Lineage: Eukaryota; Fungi; Basidiomycota; Tremellomycetes; Filobasidiales; Filobasidiaceae
Exons: 5
Coding region: 122-1042 (306 amino acids)
Biological process (GO): regulation of store-operated calcium entry
Cellular component (GO): endoplasmic reticulum membrane
Source: RefSeq, a predicted model, not a curated record
AAUCUACAGUACGCUCGAAAGAGCCCUCGCUCACGGCUCGAUUGCUCAUCGCAUCUCAUAGACUAGACAGCAACGCAGGAGACUCGGUACCCGUCCCACUACUCGCCAAGCCCUUCCCAUCAUGGGUAUCACGAGAAAUGAGAAGAUCCGCUUGAACUCGAUCAAGACGGUCACCUUUCAUCAGGACGCUUUGACCAAGUCUAGGCGGAACGAACCUAUAGCUCAAUUGACCUGCAAGGGAAAGGCCUGCGAGUUGUUCCAGCCCGAGGUCGUACAAUGUACGAGCAUGGGAGACGAUGGGAGUGGGGACAUGCAAUGGAAGUGUGACACCGACCUUCCCUCGAGCCUGAGACUCGGCGAGGUUCAUGUGGGAUGUGAAGGGUGGAGCCGACCGGGAGACAAAUUUGUCGUCAAGGGAUCUUGUGGAUUGGAAUACAAUCUGAUCCAAGUAGACCGCCGGUUGGAUGAAGGUGGAUUGUACGAUUUUUCAAGGGGACAAAACCUGGAUUGGCCCGCCUUAUUGUUCUCUUUGGCGUUCUUUGGAAUGGCUUUCGCCAUCAUCUACUCGAUCGUCAGAUCUUGUUUACAGCGACACGCUCCACCGUACGCUCCUCGACCGCUUGCGAAUUUCUGGCCUGGAGGUGGUGGUGGUGGGCACGAUGGUGGCCCCGGAGGCCCCGGUGGUGGCGGAACAGGUUUCAAUGGCGGUGUUCCGCCUCCACCAUACACGAAAGAUCCGGCCCGUCCGGUUGACCCGACUACAGCCUCAGCUUCGUCGUCGUCGUCGACUAACUUUCUGACCGGCGCAGCUCUGGGAGGCGCUGCGGCCUACCUCUUGUCCGGCGGGGCCGGUCGGGAUCGCAACACCGAGACCGAGUGGGAUCGGUUCAGGACGGGAGCACCACUCGAUUGGCAGACCGACGAUGGUCCCAGACGACGUGGAGAAUCCAGUCGGAUGGCAGCGGCUCGGGCGGACAGUGGUACUGGGGGGCUGGGAGAUAUGAGACGAGCCACGGGUUUCGGGGGUUCGAGCGUCCGAUAAGUCGAUGGGCUUUGUGGAUCUGUACGGGAGAGCGCUUGUUCUCGCUGUGUAUGUCUAGGGAUCCAGUAGUAACACAUGAUGUAUGUGUUGUCAUGCCUUUAACAGUCCAGAGCUGUACGAGGGCGGAGCCAGCACCUAGCAUAUAUGAUUGAAAUCGAUUACAACGUUAUAACCUGGUAAAAAUAGUGUCCCGGCGACUAGACUGCCUAUAGGAUUUGCGAAUCCGCUGUUUGAACAAUCGACAGUGAAUGUAUGCCGUGCGGAGGCGACUCACAGCCUCUUAUCCUAUUUCGUCAUGGCUGCAUUCAGGCUGUAUUCGGGUUGCGUGUUCUACCCGAAACAAGAUCCGAACGUGUCAGGUUUGGUCCGGGCUAUGUCCGAUAUUUCGGA